AGCAGCCAGAGGAAGAGGAGAGAUAACUGAAUGCAGAGAGGGAGGGAAGGAAGGAGUGCAGAGUAAAGGGAAUAACAUCUGGGAGGAAGAGAAGAAAGUGCUGGGAUGGGGUAGGGAGAGCCCGUUACAGGCAGAGUAAACACAAACGGACAAUUUCAUUGCUUUGUCUCCCUCCCCUUUCUCUCAGUCUCCAGUCCCAGGUCUCUGAUCAAGUUCAUUCAAGAAAUGUGAGUAGGGGACAGAGAGCUGGAAACAACUGGGCAGGGCCUCCCUGUCCUGAGCUUCACUAAUUGAUGAGCAGAACAUCAGAGUAACAGCAAACAAGUCUGUGACAGCAAGUUCAUCCUGGUGGAACUACCAAGUAACAAGAACCAUGUCAAGUGUAAGAUACGAGCAGAGGGAAGAACCUUCCAUGGUUAAUGGGUUUGGCAAUACUGAGGAGAAAGUAGAAAUUGAUAAUGGGAAGAGUGAAGUGGAGGAGCCAGCAACAUGGUGGAACAAACUGAGGAAAGUGAUUUCUCCAUUUGUGAUGUCCUUUGGAUUCAGGGUUUUUGGAGUUGUCCUGAUCAUUGUGGACUUUGUUCUUGUAAUUGUGGAUCUGUCUGUGACUGACAAAAGCAGCGGGGCCACCACGGCAAUAUCAUCCAUUUCAUUAGCCAUAUCCUUCUUCUUUCUUAUUGACAUAAUUCUACAUAUCUUCGUGGAAGGGUUCAGUCAGUAUUUCAGUUCCAAGCUGAACAUAUUUGAUGCUGCUAUUGUUAUCGUGACGCUACUCGUCACUCUGGUGUACGCAUUCACAGACUUCAGUGGAGCUACUAAUAUUCCAAGAAUGGUAAACUUUCUCCGAACUUUGAGAAUUAUCAUAUUAGUGAGAAUCCUCCGCCUGGCAUCUCAGAAGAGGCAACUCGAGAAAGUAACAAGAAGGAUGGUCUCCGAAAACAAAAGACGGUAUCAAAAAGAUGGGUUUGACCUGGAUCUCACAUAUGUUACUGAUCGUAUAAUUGCCAUGUCAUUCCCGUCAUCUGGGAAGCAAUCGUUUUAUAGGAAUCCUAUACAGGAGGUUGCAAGGUUUUUAGACUCCAAGCAUAAGGAUCACUACAAAAUCUACAACCUGUGCAGUGAAAAAGGAUAUGAUCCUAAAUACUUUCACUAUCGCGUGGAGCGAGUGUUUAUAGAUGAUCAUAAUGUCCCAGUGUUGGAGGACAUGCUGACUUUCAUUGCAAGUGUACGGGCGUGGAUGGCAGAGGAUCCCCAAAAUGUUAUUGCUAUUCACUGUAAAGGAGGCAAAGGACGGACGGGCACCAUGGUUUGCACAUACCUUGUUGACAGUGACCAGUUCGAGAGUGCUGUGGAAAGUUUGGAUUAUUUUGGAGAAAGACGGACUGAUACAAGUGUAAGCACUAAGUUCCAAGGUGUAGAAACACCUUCUCAGAGCAGGUAUGUUGCAUACUAUGAAGUUCUGAAGAACAAAUUCAACCGCCAACUUCCUCCAGAGAAACAACUCAGGAUCAGAAGUAUCAGAAUCCACUCUAUACAAGGUGUAGGAAGAAGCAAUGGCACAGAUUUAAAGGUUCAGAUAACAAUGAAGAAAGAAGUAAUAUUCCAGUGUAUCUGUGAGACACAGGAAAACUGUAAGCUGUUUUUUGAUGCUGGGAACAAUUCCGUAGUCAUAAGCCUGGAAGGUUGUCCUGUUAUCUCGGGAGACAUCAAAAUAAGAUUUGAGUCCAGCACAAAUCUUCCGAAAGGCUACGAUGACUGUGCCUUCUACUUCUGGUUCAACACAUCCUUUACAGAAAACAGCAGACUCUACCUUUCCAAAAAUGAGCUGGACAAUCCCCACAAAGAAAAAUCUGGAAAAAUCUACAAAGAGGAUUUUGCUGUGGAGUUAAACUUUGAGUCUUGAUCCUCAUUUCUUCAAUGUAGAAGUCGGAUAUCUGAACAGGGGUCAGCCAACGAGAUUCCCAUCGAUUACUUCGCUGUGAUAAUACGGUGUACUGUGUGCUCACCACAUACACAGCCAAAGUGCCAAAGUACUGAUUUUAAUACAGAUGUCUAUUUGUAAAUAUUACCUUUAA
Messenger RNA from Xenopus laevis (African clawed frog), 2075 nucleotides. RefSeq names its product transmembrane phosphoinositide 3-phosphatase and tensin homolog 2 S homeolog (gene tpte2.S). The transcript is spliced from 19 exons. NCBI's taxonomy places the organism in Eukaryota, Metazoa, Chordata, Amphibia, Anura, Pipidae. The record is from RefSeq and is a predicted model, not a curated record. Gene Ontology annotation, cellular component: cytosol; membrane. Gene Ontology annotation, biological process: monoatomic ion transmembrane transport; monoatomic ion transport; transmembrane transport. Gene Ontology annotation, molecular function: phosphoprotein phosphatase activity; protein tyrosine phosphatase activity; hydrolase activity. Bases 374 to 1903 code for a protein of 509 amino acids.